Molecule: messenger RNA, 2859 nt
Organism: Triplophysa rosa
Lineage: Eukaryota; Metazoa; Chordata; Actinopteri; Cypriniformes; Nemacheilidae
Exons: 10
Coding region: 896-2095 (399 amino acids)
Source: RefSeq, a predicted model, not a curated record
GAUUGGUCUACCGCGUACAGCAUCGUACUGUCGCAAAUGGAACGUAGGCGGGCAAUACACAGAGUGACGCAAAUCUGACCCGGAACUGAAAAUAGAAUGACAAGAGACUUGUUUGCAUGGUUCAGAGUCCACUCCUUUUUUCCCAAGCCGAUAACUUUGUUAUUCGUUCACUUUCGGCUUCACAACUUGGCAGACUGCUGACAUUCACACACAGCAACAUUACACACUGCAUGAAAAGUCAUUUUAAGGACAUUGUAAUAGUUACUCUUUAAAAUAUUUUUUUAAAUGUACGUUUUUGUUCAAAGGGCGUUUUGACUUGCAUCAGCCACUAUAUGUAUGUCAAACGUGCCAGCAUCAGUGGACCCCUGACUUGAAGGACCUCCUUAGGAGUGGAUAUUGGCCUGCCUCUGUCAACAGUUCAACACUUUAUACACUGGACCUUCUGAGCUCCUUUCAAGAACUCAAGGUCAUAUCUCCAGGAUUCUCCAGACAAGCUCCUGUUGGAGCAUCGCACUAAGAUUGGAGGAAGAUCUGGACAAAUCAAAGGCGAUACACUACAGCGCAGCUUCUUAGAGUUUUCAUAUGCUUCAUUUGAGGAAAUCCAGCUCUGCUGUGGUGCUCCUUUCACCUGCCCAGCCUGCACGCUGGAAAUGUUGGCUGUUUCAGCUGAUGGAAACAGAAAGCUACUGUAUAUCGUUUUCGCCGAGACACAAGCUCUAAUGAUCGUGCCUUUUUUGAGGGGCUCUUUGUGGCUGAAGACGGUGCGGUGUCUAGAUUUGUGGAAACCAUACAGAAAGCAGUGAGAAAUACACAGGGAAAAGGCACAUGUGGGGACUCCCAGUGGACAGCAGCAAGGGAGACAUCAAGGAGGGCUUCCAAAUUAGAUGAAGAAGGGAUGGAGGUUGCAGUGUGUCGCCACGGAUUCCUUCUGAAAGCUCUUAAUAUGUACAGGGGGGAGAUAUUUGCCUACCCUCUGUAUCUUCAGAAGGAGCUCAUGCCAGCCAAGGCGCAAUUCUUUGCAAUGGAUGUGGCUUGCAAAUAUUGGCCAUACUUGGAGAAAGCUGCUAGUGUCCUUCCUGCUCUUCAGGAUCUAACCAAAAUGAAACCUUUCCUCAGUGUGAUGCAUGCUCGAGCCCAUGCUACUAAGUGUGAAAUUAAAUGGAGUGGUAGGAACAAGGAAGGAGCAGGGACAACCGCCGGUGAGGAGGUCGAGCAAGUGAACAGCUACCUCUCACGUUGUGCCCUGACAACCAAAUAUAUGUCCAAAGCAGAGACACCAGAUACAUCUCAUGCCAGUCAAGGCACCACACACAGAGGACUUCAGCAGUCAAUUGAGGGGCUUUACCUUAGUGUGAGGCAGCGGAAGCAAACCCUUUACCGUCAGAAUGGUAUAACUACAGAAUAUAAUAGAUUGAUUGAUAUAUUCAAGCCACUGUAUGCAUCCUACUCCACCAAAAAUACAUGUUACAUGUACAAGGUUCUAGAUUGCAACCAACUCCCCUCACCUCUCCCUUUCCAAGCUAUAGUAGAACUACUGUGGCAGACGAGAAAAAACAGCAGCAAGCUUCGCCACCGCCUUCGAAGGAAGCUGGCAGAAGACAAAAAGCUCCUUCUUCAUGAGAUAGAGAAAUACAAUGGUCUUGUACUAGACUCUGCCACUAACAUUGAUGUAGCUGUGGUGGAGCAUUCACUGACUGGAGAGAGCACUGUGUCUCAAAUAUGGCCGUGGGAGGUUCAUGCAAGUGCAAAUAUUUCAAUGAAGAAACAACUGCAUGACCAAGUCAUGUUGACAAUGCGACUGCAAGAGGAAAAAAGCAUUUUGGUGUUGGAGAUGGCACAACACUGCACAUGGUUGCAGAGCCUGGCAUUGGUUCUGAAGAACAAGAUAGCUGAGGAGGACAAGGGAAAUGAGGGACGUUUCUGUGUCUUAAGAAGAAGACUGUCAGAGGUGUCAGAAAGGUUGCAAGUGGUCCUCCAACAGUACAAGACUGCUCUAGGCCCUGAGGCCUCUGCCCUUCUACAUGUUGAAGCAGAAGAUCAAAGUGGCCUCAGUAGUCCAGACACCAGUGAGGAUGAAGAAGAAAACACAAUUUAGAUGGAAGCUGCACAAAGGAUUGUGUUGAAGGAAAUGGACUUGCCCAGUAUCUGUGUAUUUUUAGGAUGCUGAUUGAUUUACCACAUCAUAUGCAAGUUAAACCUGUCUGUAGAUUGGCCAAGCAAUUCAGUAAGCACAUGAAUGCACUUGAAGAUGCUCAAACCUCUUAGUAUAGGUGCACAAAUCUCAGCCAAAAAUGUUAAAUUUGCACAUACCAUAUGUACCACAUAUUUUUACUUAAUAUGCAAUAUUUUAACACGCAUUUGUAAAUGUGAACUGGUAGACAGCAGUAGACUCAUGCUAAUGCUUUAUAAAAUUCCAAACAAUUAAUUUAUAUAAAUAAAUAAUAAAAAUAAAUAAAUGGAUAUGUUAUGUUAUUAUAUUAAUAUAAAUGAUUGAUAAUAAUUGUUUAAAUUAAUAUGAUAUUUUUGACUUGUCUCCAUUCUUAAAAGAAGUUGAAAUAUGAAGUUUUUCUUUUAUAAAACUGUUUUUGUGAAAAUCUUGCCUGAACUGAACUUGCUCUUUUCACAGUAAAACAUGUAUUUUUUACAUUCACUCAUGGUAUACGUUUUGUUUGAAGGCCUUAAAAACUCUUUAAAAGUCUUAAAUAAAAAAUCCUGCAGAUACUGUUAUAAGCACAUUGUACAUUACACUUACAUUAAGUACAUGUGUAAUGCAUUAGAUAUUAUGUAACAGAACUUUAUGUUGCAUGCUAUUACAGUUGACAAAUAACUUGAUUCCCAGUAGUAUAUAUAGGGGACAUA